AUUAUCAACACCAUACUGUUUCUCCUCUGAGCUCGCUCUCUCUUUGGAUCCGUCGAUUUAGCACUAGCAACACGGCAGCAUGACUCACCAAGGAGAAUCCUCCUCCGACUCGAAAUCGAGUAAGAAAGAUUACUCGACGGCGAUUUUGGAGCGCAAGAAGUCACCAAAUCGGCUAGUCGUGGAUGAGGCGAUCAACGACGACAACUCCGUUGUCGCCAUGCACCCUGAAACCAUGGAGAAACUGCAGCUCUUUCGUGGCGAUACUGUGCUCAUCAAGGGAAAGAAACGGAAAGAUACAAUUUGCAUUGCCCUUGCUGAUGAAACAUGUGAACAGCCAAAGAUCAGGAUGAACAAAGUUGUGAGGUCAAAUUUGAGAGUUCGACUCGGUGAUGUUGUUUCUGUGCAUCAGUGCCCAGAUGUUAAGUAUGGGAAGCGUGUGCACAUUCUCCCAAUAGAUGAUACGAUUGAAGGGAUUACUGGGAAUCUAUUUGAUGCAUUCCUGAAACCUUAUUUCUUGGAGGCUUAUCGCCCUGUAAGGAAAGGUGAUCUGUUCCUUGUCAGAGGAGGCAUGAGAAGUGUGGAAUUCAAGGUUAUCGAGACUGAUCCAGGAGAGUAUUGUGUGGUUGCACCAGACACUGAAAUUUUUUGUGAGGGUGAACCUCUUAGAAGGGAGGAUGAGGAUAGAUUGGAUGAAGUUGGUUAUGAUGAUGUGGGUGGUGUUAGGAAGCAGAUGGCUCAGAUCCGUGAGUUAGUUGAGUUGCCACUAAGGCAUCCUCAGCUUUUCAAAUCAAUUGGUGUUAAACCACCCAAAGGAAUUUUACUUUAUGGACCCCCUGGUUCUGGAAAGACAUUAAUUGCCAGAGCUGUUGCCAAUGAAACUGGUGCAUUCUUCUUCUGUAUUAAUGGCCCUGAGAUUAUGUCCAAAUUGGCUGGAGAAAGUGAAAGCAACCUCAGGAAGGCUUUUGAAGAAGCUGAGAAAAAUGCUCCAUCCAUCAUCUUUAUUGAUGAGCUCGAUUCAAUUGCUCCAAAGAGGGAGAAGACCCAUGGUGAAGUUGAGAGGAGGAUCGUUUCACAGCUUCUGACUUUAAUGGAUGGACUGAAAUCUCGGGCCCAUGUUAUUGUUAUUGGGGCUACUAAUCGUCCAAAUAGCAUAGAUCCUGCUUUGAGGAGGUUUGGCAGGUUUGAUAGAGAGAUUGAUAUUGGUGUUCCAGAUGAAGUGGGUCGCCUUGAGGUUCUUCGCAUCCACACAAAGAACAUGAAGCUUUCUGAUAAUGUUGAUCUAGAAAGGAUUGCAAAGGACACUCAUGGUUAUGUUGGUGCUGACCUUGCUGCUCUAUGCACUGAAGGUGCACUGCAGUGCAUCAGAGAAAAGAUGGAUGUGGUUGAAGUGCCCAAUGUUUCAUGGGAUGACAUUGGAGGCCUUGAGAAUGUUAAGAGGGAACUCCAAGAGACUGUCCAAUAUCCAGUGGAGCACCCUGAGAAGUUUGAGAAAUUUGGGAUGUCACCUUCAAAGGGAGUACUUUUCUAUGGCCCUCCUGGAUGUGGGAAAACUCUUCUGGCUAAGGCUAUUGCAAAUGAGUGCCAAGCAAACUUUAUCAGUGUUAAAGGGCCUGAACUGCUCACCAUGUGGUUUGGUGAGAGUGAAGCCAAUGUUAGAGAAAUAUUUGACAAGGCCCGGCAGUCUGCACCUUGUGUGCUUUUCUUUGAUGAGCUCGAUUCUAUUGCUACUCAGAGGGGAAGCAGUGUUGGUGAUGCAGGUGGAGCAGCUGAUCGAGUUCUAAAUCAACUCCUUACCGAAAUGGAUGGCAUGAACGCAAAAAAGACUGUUUUCAUAAUUGGGGCCACCAACAGGCCUGACAUAAUUGAUCCGGCACUGUUGCGGCCUGGCCGUCUUGACCAGUUGAUCUAUAUUCCUCUUCCAGAUGAGGAAUCACGAUAUCAGAUCUUCAAAUCUUGUUUGAGAAAGUCACCCGUUGCUAAGGAUGUUGAUUUGAGAGCAUUGGCCCGGUACACUCAAGGUUUUAGUGGUGCUGAUAUCACUGAGAUUUGCCAGCGAGCAUGCAAGUAUGCCAUUAGAGAGAACAUAGAGAAGGACAUAGAGAAAGAGAAAAGGAGAAGUGAGAAUCCUGAAGCUAUGGAUGAGGAUGUGGAGGACGAAGUUGCAGAGAUUAAGGCUGCUCAUUUUGAGGAGUCCAUGAAGUUUGCUCGUAGGAGUGUCAGUGAUGCUGACAUUCGUAAAUACCAGGCGUUUGCACAGACCUUGCAGCAGUCUAGGGGUUUCGGAACUGAAUUUAGGUUUCCAGAGAGUGGAACCGGGGCUGCAGCCACAGCAUCUGAUCCAUUUUCAACUUCUGCUGGUGGGGCUGAUGAAGAUGAUCUAUAUAGUUAAAUUAAGUUUCCAGGAAACAUCUUUCUUAAAAUGUAAUGACUUCUUUUAGCUAACUCCUCUCGACUCCUCCUAUGUGUCACUGUUUAUGCUAUUUUGGGAUUUGAGCUUGACACAUUAAUCUUCAGCUUCCAGUUCUCUUACAUUGAUGAUUUUAUCUGGUAAUUUAGACUCAAA
Molecule: messenger RNA, 2563 nt
Organism: Rubroshorea leprosula
Lineage: Eukaryota; Viridiplantae; Streptophyta; Magnoliopsida; Malvales; Dipterocarpaceae
Source: the annotation of a GenBank genome assembly